Hypoxylon fragiforme is the source of this 1022-nucleotide messenger RNA. Its product is annotated as marvel domain-containing protein. The transcript is spliced from 3 exons. The coding region runs from base 468 to 1016 and encodes 182 amino acids. The record is from RefSeq and is a predicted model, not a curated record. Gene Ontology annotation, biological process: protein localization to plasma membrane; eisosome assembly. Lineage: Eukaryota; Fungi; Ascomycota; Sordariomycetes; Xylariales; Hypoxylaceae. Gene Ontology annotation, cellular component: plasma membrane; eisosome.
CAGUCAUACUGUAACCCCACCAGGUAUAUCACUGGCUACAGACUUUGAUGCCGUGUUACAUCCUUAUAUAUCAUAUGUAUCUGAUUCCACCCGACGUAGUUCAAUAAGUGCCAACUUGCCCAGAUAGGUAAGCAGCUACCCGGCCGGCACACACAGCCAACAAGCCUUGAAUUCUUCAAUCCUUCUGCCUGCUGGGUAUCUGAUCCUGCAAGACACCGCCUAUCACUUAUUUAUACAUAUAGUAGAUACCUAGAGCCGCUGGUACCAAUAAAUAACUUUCGUUCCUUUUACUCUCUCUUUCCUUCUUCGAAAUUUCUGAAGUUCAUCUCCAAAAAAAAACCCCCAAUAUACAUAUACUCAACCACAUAUAGUGUGUAUGCUUUGUGUGUAGGUACUGUAAACUCAUCACAGCUAUUAGCCAUUCUGAAGACAUCUAUUACACCACCUCAUACCCACCUGUAACCAAGAUGCUUAAGAUCGCAACACUAGCCGUAAGAGGCUUCCUGCUCCUCUUCGGCGCCGUGGUCCUAGGCGUCUCCGUGACUCUCGCCAAGCACCAGUCCGUCGGCUCGCCGCCCUCGGAGACAUCGUUCGGUAGUUUCUGCGGCGCCUUCGGCAUCUUGGUCUCGCUCGUCGGCUUCGGCGCGCUGUUCGUCGACAAGAUACCGGUCAUGGUGAUGAUGGCAGCCGAUGGGCUGGCCGCGGCCUUCUACCUUGCCGGUGGUAUCGCCCUAACCAUCGCCCUGAAACCGGUGCCCAGCUGCACAGACACGGACGACUACUCGCGGUACCAGCGGUACACGAACAAGAUCCUCAACGGCGGGUGCCAGCAGGUCGCCGACAUCAACAUCUGCCCCGGCGGCCAGGACGACGACGCCCUGCGCAGCCUGUGCCAGCGCACCCAGGCCGACUUCGUCUUCGAGUACCUCGGCUUCGUCUUCGCCGUCGCCGUCGUCGCGCUGAGCUUCUUCCUCCACAGGAGCGGCGGUGGGAGCAGGACUACGGCGUAUGUGUAAAGAGGA